Molecule: messenger RNA, 3534 nt
Organism: Enhydra lutris kenyoni (northern sea otter)
Lineage: Eukaryota; Metazoa; Chordata; Mammalia; Carnivora; Mustelidae
Product: dynein heavy chain 5, axonemal-like
Exons: 20
Coding region: 1-3534 (1177 amino acids)
Biological process (GO): microtubule-based movement
Cellular component (GO): dynein complex
Molecular function (GO): minus-end-directed microtubule motor activity; dynein intermediate chain binding; dynein light intermediate chain binding
Source: RefSeq, a predicted model, not a curated record
AUGGUGGGGAAAAAAAUGCCCACAUUCCCUGACGUAAGAGGACUAGACACAGAAAAUAAGCGACUAUUCAGGGGGCAGACCUUGCUUGAGGACGCGGAGCGCUGCAGGCGGAAGACGCAGACGGCCUCCGCGCUGAUCGGGGGCUUGGCGGGAGAAAAAGAAAGAUGGACGGAACAAAGCAAAGAGUUUGCUGCACAAACAAAAAGACUUGUAGGGGAUGUAUUGUUGGCUACAGCUUUUCUAUCUUAUUCUGGUCCAUUUAACCAAGAGUUUCGCAGUCUGCUGCUCAAUGACUGGCAGAAGGAAAUGAAAGCCCGGGAAAUCCCGUUUGGAGACAAUCUAAAUCUCAACGAGAUGUUGAUUGAUGCUCCCACUAUUAGUGAAUGGAACCUCCAAGGUCUGCCCAAUGACGACCUGUCCAUUCAGAACGGAAUCAUUGUCACAAAGGCAUCUCGCUAUCCUUUGUUAAUUGACCCACAGACUCAAGGGAAGAUCUGGAUUAAAAACAAAGAAAGCCAGAAUGAACUCCAGAUCACCUCUCUCAAUCACAAGUAUUUCAGAAACCAUCUGGAGGACAGUCUUUCUCUUGGAAGGCCCUUGCUUAUUGAAGAUGUUGGGGAGGAACUAGAUCCAGCGCUGGAUAAUGUUUUGGAGAGGAACUUCAUUAAGACUGGGUCUACCUUUAAGGUGAAAGUUGGUGAUAAGGAAGUAGACGUGAUGGAUGGCUUCAGACUCUACAUCACCACCAAACUGCCCAACCCAGCCUACACACCCGAAAUAAGUGCUCGGACCUCUAUCAUUGACUUCACUGUCACCAUGAAAGGUCUGGAAGAUCAGUUACUGGGGAGAGUCAUCCUCACAGAGAAGCAGGAAUUGGAGAAAGAGAGAACUCAUCUCGUGGAGGAGGUAACUGCAAACAAAAGAAGGAUGAAAGAGCUAGAAGAUAAUUUGCUUUACCGGCUGACGAGUACCCAGGGGUCCCUGGUGGAAGACGAGAGUCUCAUUGUUGUGCUGAGUAACACAAAAAAGACCGCGGAAGAGGUGACACAGAAGCUGGAAAUUUCGGCCGAGACAGAAAUUCAAAUUAACUCAGCCCGGGAGGAAUACAGACCUGUGGCAACGCGAGGCAGCAUUCUGUAUUUCCUCAUCACUGAGAUGCGCUUGGUCAAUGAAAUGUAUCAGACCUCGCUCGGCCAGUUUCUUGGCUUGUUUGACCUUUCCUUAGCCAGGUCUGUCAAAAGCCCAAUUACGAGCAAGAGGAUUGCUAAUAUCAUUGAGCAUAUGACCUAUGAGGUUCAUAAGUAUGUGGCCCGGGGCUUGUAUGAAGAACACAAGUUCCUGUUCACCUUGCUGCUCACCCUGAAGAUCGACAUCCAGAGGAACCGAGUCAAGCAUGAAGAGUUUCUCACCCUUGUUAAAGGAGGUGCCUCCUUGGACCUUAAAGCUUGUCCUCCUAAACCAGCUAAAUGGAUCCUGGACAUGACCUGGCUGAAUCUGGUGGAACUCAGCAAACUCAGACAGUUUUCAGACAUCCUUGAUCAGAUAUCAAGAAAUGAGAAAAUGUGGAAAAUUUGGUUUGAUAAGGAAAACCCUGAGGAGGAGCCCCUUCCAAAUGCCUAUGAUAAAUCUCUUGACUGCUUUAGACGUCUUCUCCUUAUUAGAUCCUGGUGUCCUGACAGAACCAUUGCCCAGGCCCGCAAGUACAUCAUGGACUCCAUGGGAGAGCGCUACGCAGAAGGAGUUAUCCUGGACUUGGAAAAAACGUGGGAGGAAUCUGAUCCACGGACACCACUCAUCUGUCUCCUGUCUAUGGGCUCGGAUCCCACGGAUUCCAUCAUUGCCUUGGGGAAGAGAUUAAAAAUAGAAACCCGUUAUGUGUCUAUGGGCCAAGGCCAGGAGGUCCAUGCACGCAAGCUCUUACAGCAGACCAUGGCAAACGGAGGAUGGGCCCUUCUGCAGAACUGCCAUCUGGGGCUCGAUUUCAUGGAUGAGCUAAUGGACAUAAUUGUAGAAACCGAGAUGGUACAUGAUGCUUUCCGCCUGUGGAUGACCACUGAAGUUCAUAAGAACUUUCCCAUUACACUCCUUCAGAUGGCCAUUAAAUUCGCCAAUGAGCCUCCACAGGGUCUCCGGGCAGGCUUGAAAAGAACAUAUGGUGGUGUGAGCCAGGACCUGCUGGAUGUGAGCCCCGCAGCCCAGUGGAAACCCAUGCUCUAUGCGGUGGCUUUCCUGCACUCCAUGGUCCAGGAGAGGAGAAAGUUUGGUCCCCUGGGAUGGAACAUCCCCUAUGAAUUUAAUCAGGCUGACUUUAACGCCACCGUGCAGUUCAUCCAAAACCACCUAGAUGACAUGGAUGUCAAAAAGGGCGUCUCCUGGACCACUGUCUGCUACAUGAUAGGAGAGAUUCAGUACGGGGGCAGAGUCACCGAUGACUACGAUAAGAGGUUGCUGAACACAUUUGCUAAGGUCUGGUUCAGUGAAAAUAUGUUUGGAUCAGAUUUCAGCUUUUACCAAGGGUAUAAUAUUCCAAAAUGCAACACAGUGGAUAACUAUCUUCAAUAUAUCCAGAGCCUGCCUACCUAUGACAGCCCUGAGGUGUUUGGACUGCAUCCCAAUGCCGACAUUACUUACCAGAGCAAGCUGGCCAAGGAUGUGCUGGACACCAUCCUCAGCAUCCAACCCAAGGACAGCUCCGGGGGAGGGGAUGAGACCCGGGAGGCUGUGGUGGCCCGGCUGGCCGACGAUAUGCUGGAAAAACUGCCCCCCGACUACAGCCCAUUUGAAGUGAAAGAGAGGCUGCAGAAGAUGGGGCUGUUCCAGCCCAUGAACAUUUUCCUCAGGCAGGAGAUAGACAGGAUGCAGAGGCUGCUCACCCUGGUCCGCAGCACCCUGACCGAGCUGAAACUCGCUAUCGACGGCACCAUCAUCAUGAGCGAAGAUCUGGGGGAUGCGCUGAACUGCAUGUUCGAUGCCAGAAUUCCUGCUCGGUGGAAGAAAGCAUCAUGGAUUUCUAGUACGUUGGGUUUCUGGUUUACUGAACUUCUAGAAAGAAACUGCCAGUUUACCUCCUGGGUUUUCAACGGCCGACCCCACUGCUUCUGGAUGACAGGUUUUUUUAACCCCCAAGGAUUUUUAACUGCAAUGCGCCAGGAAAUAACGCGGGCCAACGAAGGCUGGGCCUUGGACAACAUGGUGCUUUGCAAUGAAGUCACCAAGUGGAUGAAGGAUGACAUUUCUGCCCCUCCCACCGAGGGUGUCUACGUCUAUGGCUUGUAUCUUGAAGGUGCUGGUUGGGACAAGAGGAACUUGAAGCUCAUUGAAUCCAAACCAAAAGUGCUCUUUGAGCUGAUGCCUGUCAUAAGGAUUUACGCGGAAAACAACACUUUAAGAGAUCCUCGGUUUUAUUCCUGCCCCAUUUACAAGAAGCCAGUUCGAACGGACUUGAACUACAUCGCCGCUGUGGACCUCAGGACGGCCCAGGUCCCUGAACACUGGGUGCUCCGUGGGGUUGCCCUUCUCUGUGAUGUCAAGUAA